Erpetoichthys calabaricus (reedfish) is the source of this 2413-nucleotide messenger RNA. RefSeq names its product sulfotransferase 6B1-like. The coding region runs from base 122 to 1036 and encodes 304 amino acids. Gene Ontology annotation, cellular component: cytoplasm. The transcript is spliced from 7 exons. NCBI's taxonomy places the organism in Eukaryota, Metazoa, Chordata, Cladistia, Polypteriformes, Polypteridae. Gene Ontology annotation, biological process: sulfation. The record is from RefSeq and is a predicted model, not a curated record. Gene Ontology annotation, molecular function: sulfotransferase activity.
GCAUUGCAGGCUGAACUCAAGUGAUUACAUAAACUGAACUUGGACUGAUCUGACAGUUUUUAAGCAUUGUAUUCCAAGUAGAGACACAGAAGGGAGCUUGGUAGAGAUUCAAAUUUUUAAAAUGGCUGUAAAAGCAUUCCUAGAGGAAAUGCAGGGAACAAUAGAGAAAGCUAAAAAUGCAAAACCAGAAGACUUGGUGGCAGUAUACAAGGGGAUAAAGUAUCCUUCUUUCCUCUGUAUGCAAGAAACUUUUGAAGCACUACCCAGUUUUGAAGCCAGACAAGAUGACAUAAUGCUUGUGGCCUAUCCUAAAUGUGGUUUUAACUGGAUGAUUAAUGUAAUGAAAAAAAUAAUUUCCAUUGAUGGAGAAGCUUUUAAACCUGAUGAAGAUAUUCCACGAAUUGGACUAAUUGAAUUCCUAAAGCCAGACAAACUCCAGAUGUUGGAUAAGAUCCGUUCUCCAAGACUUCUGGGCACUCACUUUCACCCAAAUAAUAUUCCAAAGUCUUUUUUCGACAAAAAAACUAAGAUGCUGGUUGUGUUCCGCAAUCCCAAAGACACUGCUGUUUCUUAUUACCAUUUUUGCCAGAAUAACCCAGUCCUGGUGACGUAUGAAUCCUGGGAUGCUUUUUUCUCAGAAUUUAUUAGAGGAGAUGUUCCCUGGGGCUGUUAUUUUGAUCACGCAGUUGAGUGGAACAAAAGAAUGGAUGAUGAAAAUGUGCUGAUUGUGACAUAUGAAGACCUGAAAGAGAACUUGCAAAACGGAAUCGAAAAAAUAAGUAAAUUCUUCAAUUAUACCUUGACUGAAGAACAGAUCCAAUCUAUCACUGAAGCUUGUACAUUUAAGACUAUGAAGGAGGAAUCGAUUAACACUCAUGGACAAUUUGGCCAAGUUAUAUUUAGGAAAGGAGAUGUAGGAGACUGGAAAAACCUUUUUACUGAAGAGCAAAGCAAAGAAGUAGAUGCUAAGUUUGAACAAUACCUCGCAGGAACCAAACUUGGAGCCAUGCUGAAAUAUAAUUUGUACUGCAAAUGAAGUCCAGGGAAACAAGCAGAGCAGCAGAACACCCCAGUUGUUGAAAAGUGCCACACACAUUUGACCUAUGACUUAAAAAUUGUACUGAAUCAUUAAGUUGAAAAGUUUACAUAUUUUACUGAUUUUCACUUUGCACAGAUUUUACCCUUGCAGAUCAGUAAGGUUCUAUCUAUCUAUCUAUCUAUCUAUCUAUCUAUCUAUCUAUCUAUCUAUCUAUCUAUCUAUCUAUCUAUCUAUCUAUCUAUCUAUCUAUCUAUCUAUCUAUCUAUCUAUCUAUCUAUCUAUAUCUUUAGCUCUAAGACCAGUCUCUUUGAAAAAUGAUUAGGUAAGCAUUUACUAAUGCUUAAUAAGCAAAUUAUAAUUUCAUCCAUUUUUAUCUGUCUCUGAAUGACAUCUAAUAUUAUUUAAAAUCAUGGAGGCCAUAGGAAAAUUUUAGUGCUAGAUGCUUACCAAAGUGGCAGUUUAUUCAUUCUGGCAGAAGAACACACUAACUAGGUGUGGAAAGAAACACUUCUUCAUAUGGAAAUAGAAAUAAUUUAAUGUAUCCGUUCAGAGGGGAAUGUUGUGGGCAUAAUAAAUCCAACACUUUGUAAAAGAAAAUUCCCAUAUUUUUGCUAGAUACAGAACAAAUAUAUUUAUUGAUAAAACAGGAACUUAUAAUAAAUUCAUAAAUGACACCUUGAUCUCUCUUUGACCUACUUUGGAAAAGCAGCCUUUAUCAUGGUCUUAAUAAACUAUUUUGUAAAGAACUUUAUCCAAGAACCAGGGUAAGGAAUAUAUAAGGAAAAAUCUCUUUAAAAGAGUCUUUAGCAAUACAAAUUGCUUUUAAAAUUAUGAAUUCUUUUCUGAAAAAUACUAUGCACAAAGAAACACCUACAUUUAAAGAUAUUUAUUUCUAACAAUUUAUGAUGUACUGUAUGUGUGUAAGAUAGAUAGAUAGAAGAGGAAUUACUGUGACGGAUUAAGCUCUCUACAAAUUCAUCUGUUUGGUGCUAAAUCUUUUAUAAUAAAUCUUAAUUUGGUGGGUAUAUUUUUGUGCAAAAAAAUACAUAUAUAUUUUUUAGGAACAAACUAGUAAAUGUACAACUAUUAGUAUAUAUUUGUUUUUUCAAUAAAAAAUGUAUUUGUAAUGAAGUGAACUCUGUUUAAUACAGUUCAAAAAUGUUCUGGUCUCCAUUGACUAUGACUUGGAAUAAGCAGUUUUAAGAAUGUUAUGUUAUGCUACAUUAUCUAUAGAAGCAAUGUUAAGUAAUUUUGAAAUGCUGCCAACAACAUUUGUUGGUAAAACGUGUCUGUAUUCUCUUCAUAAUAUUUGUAAAUGCUUAUUUGUUUUUUUCAACACUAAUGUCUUUCUGAAUACAGGUCCAAUUAAAUUAA